GCCGCCUCCCGGAGCCAGGGCUGCGGGGUGUGGGGCGGGGAGGAGGCGCUCUGCUGUGGAGCCUGCCGCCGAGUGACCGCUCGACUACAAAUAGCCUGGGGAGCUGCGGGGAGGGCAUCUUGACCUGGGCCAGGACAACCUGCCUUGGGUCGGAGCAGGUUCCAGGGAGAAUCAGAGAUGGUGAAUUCCCAGCCUGCGUCUUAUGCCUUCUCCCCAUCCGCUGCUGCGUCCUCAUCCUGGCUUCCCACCGCUGAGCUCCGCGUGUGCGGCACCCACCUCAGGGGGCCUUUACCUGGUCCAGAAGUGCAUCUGUCUUUGCACCAGAUUAUUGGGGACCUCAAGCGUCUGCUCCAGCGGCUCUCCUGUGGCAUGUGACUUCCCCUUCUCGCUCCAGCGUCCUGCCGUUUUCUACGAGAUUGUUAUUCCAGGUCAUCAAGAGAGAGGGCACAGGUACAGAGAUGCCCAUGAUUGGGGACCGAGUCUUUGUCCACUACACUGGCUGGCUAUUAGAUGGCACAAAGUUUGACUCCAGUCUGGAUCGCAAGGACAAAUUCUCCUUUGACCUGGGAAAAGGGGAGGUCAUCAAGGCUUGGGACAUUGCCAUAGCCACCAUGAAGGUGGGGGAGGUGUGCCACAUCACCUGCAAACCAGAAUAUGCCUACGGUUCAGCAGGCAGUCCUCCAAAGAUUCCCCCCAAUGCCACGCUUGUAUUUGAGGUGGAGUUGUUUGAGUUUAAGGGAGAAGAUCUGACGGAAGAGGAAGAUGGCGGAAUCAUUCGCAGAAUACAGACUCGCGGUGAAGGCUAUGCUAAGCCCAAUGAGGGUGCUAUCGUGGAGGUUGCACUGGAAGGGUACUACAAGGACAAGCUCUUUGACCAGCGGGAGCUCCGCUUUGAGAUUGGCGAGGGGGAGAACCUGGAUCUGCCUUAUGGUCUGGAGAGGGCCAUUCAGCGCAUGGAGAAAGGAGAACAUUCCAUCGUGUACCUCAAGCCCAGCUAUGCUUUUGGCAGUGUUGGGAAGGAAAAGUUCCAAAUCCCACCAAAUGCUGAGCUGAAAUAUGAAUUACACCUCAAGAGUUUUGAAAAGGCCAAGGAGUCUUGGGAGAUGAAUUCAGAAGAGAAGCUGGAACAGAGCACCAUAGUGAAAGAGCGGGGCACUGUGUACUUCAAGGAAGGUAAAUACAAGCAAGCUUUACUACAGUAUAAGAAGAUCGUGUCUUGGCUGGAAUAUGAGUCUAGUUUUUCCAAUGAGGAAGCACAGAAAGCACAGGCCCUUCGACUGGCCUCUCACCUCAACCUGGCCAUGUGUCAUCUGAAACUACAGGCCUUCUCUGCUGCCAUUGAAAGCUGUAACAAGGCCCUAGAACUGGACAGCAACAACGAGAAGGGCCUCUUCCGCCGGGGAGAGGCCCACCUGGCCGUGAAUGACUUUGAACUGGCACGGGCUGAUUUCCAGAAGGUCCUGCAGCUCUACCCCAACAACAAAGCCGCCAAGACCCAGCUGGCUGUGUGCCAGCAGCGGAUCCGAAGGCAGCUUGCCCGGGAGAAGAAGCUCUAUGCCAAUAUGUUUGAGAGGCUGGCUGAGGAGGAGAACAAGGCCAAGGCAGAGGCUUCCUCAGGAGACCAUCCCACUGACACAGAGAUGAAGGAGGAGCAGAAGAGCAACACGGCAGGGAGCCAGUCUCAGGUGGAGACAGAAGCAUAGCCCCUCUCCACCAGCCCUACUCCUGCGGCUGCCUGCCCCCCAGUCUCCCCACUCCACCCUGUUAGUUUUGUAAAAACUGAAGAAUUUUGAGUGAAUUAGACCUUUAUUUUUCUAUCUGGUUGGAUGGUGGCUUUAGGGGAAGGGGGAAAGGUGUAGGCUGGGGGAUUGAGGUGGGGAAUCAUUUUAGCUGGUGUCAGCCCCUCUUCCCUUCCUCCAUUGCACAUGAACAUAUGUCCAUCCAUAUAUAUUCAUCAGAAUGUUAAUUUAUUUUGCUCCCUCUGUUAGGUCCAUUUUCUAAGGGUAGAAGAGGCAAGUGGUAGGGAUGAGGUCUGAUAAGAACCCAGGGUGGAGAGGGAGACUCCUGGGCAGCCGUUUUCCUCAUCCUUUCCCUCUCCCAGUCCAUUUCCAAAUGUGGCCUCCAUGUGGGUGCUAGGGACAUGGGAAAAACCACUGCUAUGCCAUUUCUUCUCUCUGUUCCCUUCCUCACCCCCGACGGUGUGGCUGAUGAUGUCUUCUGGUGUCAUGGUGACCACCCCCUGUUCCCUGUUCUGGUAUUUCCCCUGUCAGUUUCCCCUCUCGGCCAGGUUGUGUCCCAAAAUCCCCUCAGCCUCUUCUCUGCACGUUGCUGAAGGUCCAGGCUUGCCUCAAGUUCCAUGCUUGAGCAAUAAAGUGGAAACAAUAAAACCUGGGUGUCAGACAACCCUUUCUGUUCAGCCUUGGAGUGGUGGGUAUGGGUGGGUACAUAAUGGGUAGUAGCACAAUCAAGGGGUCACCCACUUAGUUCCAGUUGAGCUUAAAUAAGUGAGCAUCUCAUGUAGAUGCCAUAGUUGGGCAGGAAGCAGCCCCACCAUGCAUGGCUUCCUGAGCACUGCACAGGCUGCCGCUGGGAUUUGUGUCUAUGGCUUCGCCCAAGGUUCCCAGCACUCCCUCCCUCCAGCAACCUGGCAGUUUUAGUGCCUCUGGUUUUCUUCCCUGACACUUAGGAAGACGAAAGUAUAAAGAUCUAGAAGACUGGGACACCAUGCAUGUUCAUUUUGAAGUUGGAAUUGGUCUUCUGCCUACCUCUGAUCUGGCAGAGGUAUCUGCAUUUUGGUUUGUUAACAAGGUAAAACUCCUGGUGUCACUGACCUCCUCCUGUCAGAUAACUUACAUGAUUAAGGUUAAGAGUAAAGCAGAGUGUUCACGUCCAGCUUCCUUCUCAGCCUUAACAGGAAAAGGCUUGUGCUUUUUUUCUAACUAUGCUUUGACCCUUAACUCCUAUGGCAUGAUGGGGCCCUGGGAGAAGCCAGGCAGCACAAGCCAGUCAUGCUGAGCUGCCUCCAGAUAAUCCUGGCUCCAGGCCAGAGCCCGUGUCUGCCCUCAUCCCUCUCUCCUACUGUGAGCUCUCCAGUCCUUUCCCAACAGCGAUGUGGUUGUCUGCUUAGCCACAUGCCUGUAUAGUUCCUUCCAGAAGAAAUGUAUAAUGGUGGAAGAUGUAUUUCUGUGUGAAAAUUUUCACCAAGUCAUACAACACAGCUGAUGCUGGAGCCAGGAUUAAAAUUGGGGUGUACAAGUCUCCCAGUGUGAGUAUCCCUUGAGCCCAAGACACCAAGGAUGCAGAGAACUGUGACUGUGCCACUGCACGCCAGCCUGGGCAAGAGAGUGAGACCAUCUCUUUUUUAAAAAAGUCCCUGUGUAACUGCUUUCUUACUGGGCUUACCUCACAUCACAGCCCUGUGUUUGUGGUUUGUGUCUGGGUCCUCUUGGUAUUUCAAAAGUAGUAGAUUCUUACGCCUGCAGCCAACAAUAAUCACUAACUCAAGCAUUUAUGGAGUAAGCCUAGCACUGUACUGACAGCAUCACAUGAGUGAAACUGAAUCCUUGCAACCAUCCUACAAAGAAGGUAUAACUUUAAUAACCCUAUUUACAGAUAAGAAAACCAAGACUCAGAAGUUAAAUGGAAAGGUGAGGUCUCUGAACUAAUCCAGACUCUCCCAUGAGGUUCCUUUGGCAAGUCCUGGGCUUCUGUCCUCAUCUGCAAAAUCGAAAGCAUUCCUGAGGUUUCUUCCAGCUCUGCAUCCUGUAGGAUUCCAAGAAUGUAAAACUGCAUGUAACCGUGGAACAUCUAGAGAUAAGUCUUAGUUUAUGUAACAUUAAAACUGUCUAGUGAGGAUGUUUUGUUAAAA
Homo sapiens (human) is the source of this 3868-nucleotide messenger RNA. It is a transcript of the gene FKBP4, whose product is annotated as FKBP prolyl isomerase 4. The coding region runs from base 459 to 1703 and encodes 414 amino acids. Gene Ontology annotation, cellular component: axon; mitochondrion; nucleus. Gene Ontology annotation, molecular function: nuclear glucocorticoid receptor binding; GTP binding; peptidyl-prolyl cis-trans isomerase activity. The record is from RefSeq and is a predicted model, not a curated record. NCBI's taxonomy places the organism in Eukaryota, Metazoa, Chordata, Mammalia, Primates, Hominidae. The transcript has 10 exons.